GGGAAAGGUGUUAAAUAGAGAUUAAAGGAAUUUGCCAUAGCUUGCAGAGUACGCGAAUUUAACAAUUGCUGCGCAGUUAAUUCACCUGUAAGCAAUUUAACGUUACGUCUACGUUGCAUGCAAAUACGUAACGUGAGCACAGAGCAGUAAAAUUGGCAACGUGGUUGGUGUCAUUGAGACUGAAAAAGGUGUCAGUAACAAAUCCAAAGCUUUCACAUACAAAAAAAAAUUAUUUUUGUUUCGCGAUAUUCAAAAAAGAAAUUACUUUUCAACUAAUAAAGUUUUACAUCAUCAGGCGUGUGCCUUUGAGAACCAAUUCCAAUUGGGAGUAUUACCAAAUCCGCAACUCUGCGUCUGGCUGGAUCCGCCGUAAAAGUGUGUGUUUGUGUGUCAGCACUCCCGCGUGUUUUUGUGAGUGUUCUGCAUUAGUAGAAAGAAGAAGAAGCAUCAGCCGCAGAAGUAGAAGCAGCGGAAUAAGUAGGAGGGCGAAAGUGUGUCGUUGCCGUCGAUUUCGUCGCGUGUAAUUUUUAUAUUAUAUCCGAUUCGAACAGAAAAAAGUGAAAUUCUGUACAAAAACACACAUCCAACUAUGGCGGCGCAGGAAAACACAGAAGUAACAACAAAAUUCUCAACUCUAAAUGUGAAUGCAGUGGAAUUUGUGCCCAGCUUUAAUUACAAUAGUGCUGCCAGCGCGGCGGCUGUUGCUGCGGCUGCAGCGCAAGCGGCAGUCUCGGCGCCAGCACCACAAUCAACCACAACACAGCAACAGCAGCUGCCAGUGGAGACUGUUGCGCCUAGCAGCUCCUUGCCGGCAUCUGGUAGUGCCACACCAGCCACAACGCCUGAUUCUGCAGGCUCUGGAGAUUCAACAAAUGCCCUAAACGCAGCAGCAGCUGCAGCGGGAACGGAGGCGAUAGCGGCGGCGCCUUCUUCAUCGAACUCUACAUCGCCAGUACAAGGGUCGCCAGUCACCACGCCUUCUUCAGCAACAGCGGCAGCGCCAGUCGAAAAUAUAAGUGCGGCGGACAAAACGGCAGCCAACAAUGAAACCGAUCCUGCUGAUAGCUGGGACAAUGAAGACGACGCAAUUAUUACACCCGAUGACGAGGAGAUCGAUGAUGCUGAAUUUACGGAGGGAGAAGCUACGCCAAAAGUCUCAAAGAAAAAGAUACCGAAAGUGGAGGAGAAUAGAAGCAAGCGUGAGCAUGUGAACGUCGUAUUUAUAGGUCAUGUUGAUGCUGGAAAAUCGACAAUUGGUGGCCAAAUCAUGUCCCUGACGGGCAUGGUGGACAAACGCACGUUAGAAAAAUACGAAAGAGAAGCGCGCGAGAAGUCACGCGAAAGCUGGUAUCUAUCCUGGGCCUUGGACACAAAUCAGGAAGAGCGCGACAAAGGCAAAACCGUUGAGGUGGGCCGAGCCUUUUUCGAAACGGAUCGCAAGCAUUUCACCAUACUUGAUGCGCCUGGUCACAAAAGUUUUGUGCCUAAUAUGAUUGGCGGGGCGGCACAGGCAGAUCUGGCGGUUUUGGUUAUAUCGGCGCGGAAAGGUGAAUUUGAGACGGGAUUUGACCGAGGCGGGCAAACGCGCGAGCAUGCCAUGUUGGCGAAGACUGCGGGCGUUAAGCAUUUGGUCGUGCUCGUAAACAAAAUGGAUGACCCGACAGUGAACUGGGAUCAGGAGCGUUACAACGAAUGCAAAGACAAGAUACUACCAUACCUCAAGAAGCUGGGCUUUAAUCCAGCUAAGGAUCUUACCUUUAUGCCUUGCUCGGGUCUAAGUGGACUGGGAUUGAGGGAACAAAUAUCAGAAACAAUAUGCCCGUGGUAUAGAGGGCCCGCCUUCAUACCUUUCAUCGAUGAACUGCCUUCGCUCAAUCGCAAACUAGAUGGCCCAUUCAUUAUGCCAAUUGUUGACAAAUACAAAGAUAUGGGCACAGUAGUCAUGGGUAAAGUGGAAUCCGGUACAGCGCGCAAGGGACAGAAUUUGCUUGUAAUGCCAAAUCGGACGCAAGUGGCUGUGGAUCAACUGUUCUCAGACGACUAUGAAGUGACAUCCGUGGGUCCAGGUGAAAAUGUCAAAAUUAAGCUGAAAGGCAUUGAGGAAGAGGACGUGUCACCUGGUUUUGUGAUCUGCGAUGCGGCGAAUCCAAUUAAAACAGGCAAAAUCUUUGAUGCUCAGGUCGUUAUAUUAGAACACAAAUCAAUUAUCUGUGCGGGCUACUCGGCAGUUAUGCAUAUACACUGUGCCGCAGAGGAGGUGACGGUGAAGGCACUAAUAUGUUUGGUCGACAAAAAGACUGGCGAGAAAUCAAAAACACGUCCAAGAUUCGUUAAACAGGAUCAGGUUGCAAUUAUGCGUAUUGAAUGUUCCGGAAUGAUAUGCCUUGAACAAUUUAAACUAUUUCCACAAAUGGGUCGUUUUACGCUGAGAGAUGAGAACAAAACCAUUGCUAUUGGAAAAGUGCUGAAAGUGAUCGAAUAAAUUGAGCUAAGCUCAGUUCGAGCGUCCGCCUUUUGCUGCGGAACAACAACGGAUCCCGCGCACUUUUAAACGCACGUAAACGACAAAUGCCACGUUUUUUUCAUAUACAUUUUAUUGACAACCCAAACAGACAACUUUACACUCUCACACAUAUACACACACACACACACACACACACAAAAGUACUUUUACUUUCUCUACUAAAAACAAACAAACAAACAACCAACAAACCAACCACAAAUUUAAAUUACAACAAUAGCAAUUGAUUAUGAUAAUGAAUAGACAGCGUUAUAGAAAGUAUCUAAAUAGCAAACGAAAUGAACGAAUCGUAGAGUGCAUUACAAGCAUAAAAGUAGAGUUAAAAGAGAGCAACAGAAAUGCAUUAUAUAUAAAAUAUAAACUAUAUUAUGUGUAACUAAAUCGGAAAAUUGCUAAAAAGAUGUAAUAUUUAUAUACGAUUAUGGCGUUUAUGAUUAUUAUGCCAUCGCAAAUAGGUUUUUGUUGAGGCACUGAUAUUGAAAAAUGUACACAACAAGCCGCCGGCUCCGGUUUAUUAUUUAUAUAAACCAAAAUAACCGAUGUAUAUGCCUAAAACAAGUUUAAAACAAAAGCAGUCGUGAAUUUUAAAACUAAAGCUGUAAGCUACCAUUUUUAUAUUUAUACAAAGACCGCUACCGUUAAUAAGUGGAAUAAUUUUGUUUACUCUUUAUUUUUGCUUCAAUAUUUUGUAUUGCAACUUGUUAUUUGCUAAACACCCACAAUAUUAUUUCCACGCGGGCUAAAAUGAAAAUGAAGCAGAUAUCAAUCAAUGUCUUGUUAUUUCAAUAUUCAAAUUUAAAACACUGCUUUAAUUUAAAUUUAAGCUUAAAAUGAAGUGAGCAUCUUCUUUUUUGACAUCUACAUCUCUAUAAAAGUAAAGUUUUAUCCGCAACUUUGAUUACGUAAUAUGUUAUCUUUAGAUUUUAUUUUAUAUGCCUACAACCAUUUGUUCGCUCCCUAUAAUUUAUGUAUUUUCCUAAUUUUUCAACCCUUACAUUAUUCAAAUUAGUAAAUUUAUAUAAAAAAGAAAACAACAAAUCGAUUGUGAAACGGAAUAAAAAAUGCACUAUUCUUCA
This is a messenger RNA of Scaptodrosophila lebanonensis, 3597 nucleotides long. It is a transcript of the gene eRF3, whose product is annotated as eukaryotic peptide chain release factor GTP-binding subunit ERF3A. NCBI's taxonomy places the organism in Eukaryota, Metazoa, Arthropoda, Insecta, Diptera, Drosophilidae. Gene Ontology annotation, molecular function: translation release factor activity; GTP binding; GTPase activity. The record is from RefSeq and is a predicted model, not a curated record. Gene Ontology annotation, cellular component: translation release factor complex. The transcript is spliced from 7 exons. Gene Ontology annotation, biological process: nuclear-transcribed mRNA catabolic process, deadenylation-dependent decay; translational termination; translation. Bases 590 to 2482 code for a protein of 630 amino acids.